UUGUAUCCCUUAUUCAUGUAUAAACUUCCCGUUCUGUUAACGAAUUAAGCUCCCAAUAUAUAUUAUGAUACCUAUUUAUAAAUCUGAAUGACUGACUGGAAGGCAACUGUUUACUAAAUAACCAAUACUAUGGAGGGACAUAUUAAUGAAUCACUCGGUUAUUCCAUGAUAAAUUUCACGGACGGGAACACGUCUAACUUUACAGUUCAAACGAAUAAAUUGAAUGAUUUAAACAUGGCUCAGUUUCGCAUUAAACUUCCGGCUUUUUUGUAUACAAUCGCACUCAUGGUCGUCGGGACCCCUGGGAAUAUGUUAGUGUUGUAUGUUUACUUCUUUAAAUGGCGGAAAAGUACAUCAAGAAUGUUCAUUCUUUUUUUAACGUCGUUGGAUUUAAUCAAUUGUGUAACAACGUUACCUAUGGAAAUAUAUAUAAUGCGUUUUUCGAUUGUCAUCGAUAUACCGUGGCUUUGUAAAAUAUCACGAUUUUCUACCUACACAAUGAACAGUUCAUCUGCCGCAAUUUUGGUCGCCAUAGCCGUUGACAGAUUCCGAAGAAUUUGUCGUCCCCAUGGACCACAAUUUAAUGCGACAAAUUCAAAAUAUAUUUGUAUCGGCUGUAUUCUAGUAGCUUUGGGAUUAUAUUCUUGGCCGUCACUGCUGUUUUACGGCACGCGGACAAUACAAAUAAACGGCAUCUCCGGGAAGUCGUGUCUUCUUGAAAAUCAGUAUGAUAACUCACUAUAUCCAAACUUAUAUUUCGCAUUCCAUAUUAUAAGUACGGUGAUAGUGUUUUCUGUACUUUCGAUCCUAUAUUAUUUUGUUGGACUUCAAGUUUGUAGACAUAGAAAAAUGAGAUUGCGACGCAAAGCUGGGAAUGAACGUGUGAGAAGUUUGAUUCAACAAGAGCAAGGUUCAAUAGCCAAGGAAGAAACAUUAUUGCAAGACUCAGAUUCUGCGGAACUAGCAAAAAAUCAAAACCAUGUUAAGGCAAAUUCAACAGAUCCAUCUCAAACUAACUGCAUUGAACUGUUAACAGUACCAGUGGAUCCAAAAGCAGAAAUAUCAACAUCGACUUUUGAAAGUUCAAUCAAUACAAGUGUUAAUACAACAUUCUUGGCUACGGAACCAACGCGAACAACAGAUGCAUCUGAUAAGAGACGUAAGCGGAGCAACCAAAAGGCGUUUAGCAAACGCAAUGGUUGCCUAAGAGACUCUUUAAAUAUGUCCAAUGGCUCGUAUUGCAUCAAUAUUAAGAUAAGAAUAGGGCGCUCAACUCUUAUGUUGUUUCUGAUAACACUAGCAUAUAUUGUCAGCUUUCUGCCAUUCUGUGUAAUCGCUGUGCUGCGACAGACUGAAAGUAGUUUUAUUGUAGAGCUAAAUGAAUUCGGGUUUGCUAUGUAUCAACUUUGUCUUAGAUCGUACCUGCUAUCUUGCGCAAUUAAUCCGAUUAUUUAUUCGUUCUGUAAUGCUCAAUUCAGAGCAUUUUGUUUUGACACGUUUAGACGUAAGCAAGUAUAAAGCGUUCGCUAAAUGUUGCGAUUUUUAUUUUUCUGUCUUUGUGUUGCGAAAGUGAUGGUAGUAUUUUUAAUAUCGCAUACACAGUGUAAACAUAGUAUUUUCAAAUAUCUAAACACCUGGCAUUGUGUGUGUUACUUGUAU
Messenger RNA from Dreissena polymorpha, 1659 nucleotides. RefSeq names its product neuropeptide Y receptor type 5-like. The record is from RefSeq and is a predicted model, not a curated record. NCBI's taxonomy places the organism in Eukaryota, Metazoa, Mollusca, Bivalvia, Myida, Dreissenidae. The transcript has a single exon. The coding region runs from base 130 to 1518 and encodes 462 amino acids. Gene Ontology annotation, cellular component: membrane. Gene Ontology annotation, molecular function: neuropeptide receptor activity. Gene Ontology annotation, biological process: neuropeptide signaling pathway.